AUGAGAAAGAAUAGAUACUGUUCAAGGUCAGAGUACAAUAAAAGCAUUUUUAUUAAGCUAGAAAAACUUUUCGGACGCCAAACUCCUACUAUGGUAGGAGAAUGUCGCAAACUUUCUGAAAAUUUUAGUUCAUUUGCAAAGAGUCCCAAAGAAGAAACUCCGGUUAAGUUAUCAAGAAUUAAAGUAAAACCGCUAUGCAAAUUUUUACCGCUGCCUCCUGAGUAUCAGUCAGGAGUAUUAAAGCCUAUUGAACCAAUAAAAAGUAGGGAAGAAACAAAUCUCCAUUAUUAUGAAGAAGAUGGAAGCAGUUUGUAUAUACCAAUAAGUACCUACAAAGAAAUGUCAAAAAUUUAUUAUAGCGAAGACGAAUUGCUGAAGAAAUUCAAAUGCCCCGAAAGCCACGCACUCGGCCAGGUCAUAAAAAAGCUCGAAAAUAGACUUCAAAAAAAGAAUAGAAAUUACUCUGAAAUUGGAAUGACAAAGAAGAGGAAACAAAUUUAUUUUCCUACCACAUCUGUGACGCCAACAAGAUUUGAAACUAAUAAUAAGUUCAAAAAAUUGUUUGCUUCUGAGUCUCCAACAGUAUCAAAAUCUGUUAGAAAUACGAAAAUCCUCCUUAACACUUGUGUUGAUAGACUACAUAAGCAUGGAGAAGAUAGUGUUUGUAAGAUGUGUCUUUCAAACUAUUUAGGAAUUCACCUUUAA
Molecule: messenger RNA, 705 nt
Organism: Blepharisma stoltei
Lineage: Eukaryota; Ciliophora; Heterotrichea; Heterotrichida; Blepharismidae
Source: the annotation of a GenBank genome assembly